Leptopilina boulardi is the source of this 1356-nucleotide messenger RNA. RefSeq lists its product as uncharacterized. The transcript has a single exon. Bases 1 to 1356 code for a protein of 451 amino acids. The record is from RefSeq and is a predicted model, not a curated record. Lineage: Eukaryota; Metazoa; Arthropoda; Insecta; Hymenoptera; Figitidae.
AUGAGUGACGCCAAGGACAUGGAGAUUAGUGGCACAGAAUCACGACAGAUGGCGGGUAGUGUAAUUUGUAAUCAAGCAAAUAAUAAUGUAGAAAGCAGUCAGAGGGCUUUAAGAUCGGUGAACAGGCAAAAAAAUGUAAACAUCGCAGAUAAGGAAACAGAAGGCCAAAAAAAGGGAAGAGGCAGACCGAGUAAAAAGCAAAAAAUGGAAAAGGGAGACCAAAGUUUAACAAAUUUUUGGUAUAAAAAUGAACAAAAGGAAAUAAGUGCGAAAGAAAAAGGCUCAGACAAUGAAACCACCAACGGUGAGACAGAUGAGGCAAGUGAUAAUGAUUUUGAAGAUGAGUUUACUGAGGAGAUGGAAUUUUCGGAAGCUGAAGAGACAAUUAUGGAAAAUAAUCAGGAUCAGGAUAAACAGAAAGAAAAAGAGAAUGAAUUCGAAUGUGUGGAAAAUAAAAUUUUAGAGGAAAGAGAAUGGAGAGAAAAAUGGGAAGCACAAAUGGAGGAAAAAUGGGAAAGAAGGAUGGCUGAGCUCGAGCAAACUAUAAAAGUUGGCCUAGAAAAUAUAGAUUCGGGCAAUAAGAAUUGUGGGGAAUGUAAAAAACGAAUGAAUCAUUAUGAGAAGAUACACAAUGAAUUAAAAAAAGAAAUUCAGUUUCUAAAGCAAAACUUAGCUGACAAGGAGGAUGAAAUUGACAGUUUAAGAAUUCUUACAGAAAAAACAGUACAACGAGAAAAACAACUAAGAAACCAGCAGACGAAUGUAAAAAUGUAUAGUGAGGCGCUAGCAAUAGAAAAAGGAAGUAUUCAAGAAAACAUUGACACUGAUAAACAGAAUGAAAGAAAUCAACCUCCGAAAGGCUUUAGUGGAGAAAUGUGGGAAGAAGAAAAGAAGAUUAGAUGGGAAAGAAAGAAAAAUAUUAUAGUGAAGGGUUUGACCUUAUUGACUAAGGAACGAAAAGAAGAAUUCGAAAAGUGGACAGAAGAAAUACUACAAAUAAAAGUGAAAGUUAACCACCUAGAAAGGGUACAAGAAGGAUGGAAAAUCAAGCUAGAGGAAUGGGCAAUGAAACAAGAGAUAAUGAGAAAAAAGAAAAUGUUAAAUUUCUUAGGUUGGGGUGUACAAAUUAAAGAUGACUUUACAGAAAGACAAAAUACAGUCCAAGAGUGGUUAAGAAUGGAGGCAAAAGAAUGGAGACUAAGGGGAAAAACGGCAAAAGUGAGAUAUCAGAAAUUAAUGGUAGAUGAUGUAUGGCUAAAGUGGAACGAACUGGAAGGAAUCUUACAAUUGAGUGAUAGGAAACAGGGGUCUAGAUUUUUUCGUGCAGAAAAAAGAAGUAGAACAGGAGUCUUGUGA